Messenger RNA from Stegastes partitus (bicolor damselfish), 10737 nucleotides. Its product is annotated as msx2-interacting protein. The coding region runs from base 124 to 9822 and encodes 3232 amino acids. Gene Ontology annotation, molecular function: RNA binding. The transcript has 15 exons. Lineage: Eukaryota; Metazoa; Chordata; Actinopteri; Pomacentridae. The record is from RefSeq and is a predicted model, not a curated record.
CUACCAGGCCCACAGCGUUCACGGAAUCCAGCGUCGUUCAUUUUGUUCAGGCGGACCUCCGACCGGCAGGGAUUAGAAACGUGCGAGAUCAUAUGUGUGUAAAGGGGGAAAGGGUAGCGCAAGAUGGUUCGGGAAACCAGACACCUUUGGGUGGGAAAUUUACCCGAACAUGUUCGAGAGGAGAAAAUCGUGGAGCAUUUUAAAAGGUAUGGCCGCGUCGAGAGCGUUAAAGUUCUGCGAAAGCGAGGUUCAGAGGGGGGUGUUGCAGCCUUUGUGGAUUUUGUGGAUAUCAAAAGUGCGCAGAAGGCUCACAAUGCUGUCAACAAGAUGGGAGACAGGGACCUUCGGACUGACUACAAUGAGCCUGGGUCAGUCCCGAGCGCUGUUCGGGGCCUCGAAGACAGCUCCCCCUCGAGCAGUCGAGACGUUACAGGAUUCUCUAGGGGAACAGUUGGUCCAGUGUUUGGCCCACCUGUGUCCCUUCACACCAGAGAGGGACGUUAUGAACGGAGAAUAGAUGGUAGUUCAGAAAGCCGUGAGCGUGCAUACGAUCACAGCCCAUAUGGACACCAUGAGCGGAGUGGCACUUUCGACAGACAGCGCCACUACAACGCUGACUAUUACCGUGAUCGCUCUGUGUUUGCUGCCGCUGGCCCAGGGAGCAGUGCCAUUGGGGGAAGCUUUGAGGCGUCAGACCCACAUUUUGACUCUAGAAUUCGAGACCCUUUCACUCUUACUAAUUCUACACGACGUGACCUGUACAGGGAUGACAGAGGACGGCGUGUUGAUAGAACCUAUCAUCACCGUCGGAGUCGAUCGUCUCAUUCCUCACAGUCAAGGCACCCUUCCCCACAACGGACCACAGGGCAAACCCCCAAAACUCCUCAUUCCCCUAAAAGAGCCCCUUUGUCCCCCGGGAGAGGCCCCAGAUCUCGAUCCCGCAGUAGAUCUUCAAGCUCCGAUUCUGUCAGCAGCACCAGCAGCACGGGCAGCGGCAGUGAUUCAAACAGCAGCUCAAGCGAUAGAUCUCGGGCGCGUUCUGUUCAGUCAUCCGCAGCACACGCACCUCCUCAGUCCUCCAUGGGGCUCGAUUCUGAAGAGCCACGUAGGAGCUUUGGAAUUAAAGUGCAGAACUUACCAGUGCGCUCAACAGACACAAGUUUAAAGGAUGGACUCUUCCAUGAAUUCAAGAAACAUGGAAAAGUGACCUCAGUGCAGAUCCAUGGAGCGUCAGAGGACCGCUACGGUUUGGUCUUCUUCAGACAGCAAGAAGAUCAAGAGAAGGCCCUUAGUGUCUCCAAAGGAAAGCUGUUUUUUGGCAUGCUUAUUGAAGUCACUGCCUGGAAUGGACCUGAAACGGAGAGUGAAAAUGAGUUCAGGCCCUUGGACGGGAGGAUCGAUGAGUUCCACCCAAAGGCCACAAGGACACUGUUUAUAGGAAACCUUGAGAAGACCACCAGCUAUCAACAGCUCCUGGACAUUUUCCAGCGCUUUGGUGAAAUUGUGGACAUUGACAUCAAGAAAGUAAAUGGAGUUCCCCAGUAUGCUUUUGUCCAGUAUUCUGAUAUUGCCAGUGUUUGCAAGGCCAUCAAGAAGAUGGAUGGAGAGUAUCUGGGGAGCAACAGACUAAAGCUCGGUUUUGGGAAGAGUAUGCCCACAACGUGCGUUUGGCUUGAUGGUUUGGCAACCAAUAUUACAGAGCAGUACCUCACACGGCAUUUCUGCCGCCACGGACACGUAGUUAAGGUUGUGUUUGAUAGAUUGAAAGGGAUGGCCCUCAUCUUGUACAACAACACAGAUUUUGCUCAGGCCGCUGUGAGGGAGACCAAAGGCUGGAAGAUUGGUGGCAAUAAAAUAAAGGUGGACUUUGCUAGUCAGGAGAGUCAGAUGGCGUUCUACCGAUCUAUGCAGGCAUCUGGUCAAGACAUUAGAGACUUCUAUGAAAUUCCUCCUGAACGACGAGAGGAUCGCAGACCUCCAUAUCAUGAAUUCACAGCAGAAAGGGCUUACUAUGAGAAUAUCCGAACCCCUGGUCUGUAUCCAGAGGAUGCUCGAAGAGACUAUGCUGCACGCAGCAGAGAGCGCUUUCCCGAAUUGGAACAUUAUCAGGGGGAUCACUUUGACCCACGCUAUCAUGAAGACCCGAGAGACUACCGGGACUACAGAGACCCCUUUGAACAAGACAUAAGAAAAUACACAUACAUUCAAAGGGAGCGAGAAAGAGAGCGAGAACGUUUCGAGGCCGAUCGUAGCAGAUGGAGCCCUUCCCACCCGAGGCGACCUAUCACACCCACGGUAUCGCCUUCACCGUCUGACCGUGCUCCCAGAGACUCAGAGCGACGGGUUUACAGCCAGUCCUCCGAGAGAAGUGGUAGCGUGAGCUCAGUGUCGCCGCCACAUUUUGACAAAUCUGAAAAGACCCUGCUAGAACACGCCGCGAAGAGUGAGAAGAGCAGUCAGCCGGAUCGCGUGGCAGGGGCUGAGAAAGUCAAGCGGGCGAAACGGAAAGAGAAAGGUGACAAAGACAAAGCUGAAAAGAUCAAGUCAAGGAAAGCAAAGGGGCUGUCCCCAUCCAACCCACUACCUGAAACAGAGAUUGAAACUGGUUUUGAUGGAGGGUCUGGAAGAGGGAGGGGAUCAGACCAAGAUGUGCACGAGAGACAGAAAUGUAAGGGAGACGUCGAUACUCUUACUGGAAAUCCAUUGCCAACUUCUCAUCAGGAUUCUGUGAAGAGCGAAAGAUCUGAAAUGAGUAAAGGUGAUGCUUCGGACUUGGAUGGGAGAAACCGACUCAAGAAACAUCUGAAGUCAGAGGCUGGAAAUGAGGGGAAAGAUUCAUCGGUGGAUUCAGAUCGCCUCGCCGCGAGAAAAAGGCGCUUUGCAGAUUCUGGUGGAAGGACUGUUCGUCAGAAGAGAGGCAGACAUGACGAGGAGGAUGGUACGCAGUCUUCUGACUUUGGUGUCAGUGCUACAUAUUUGAAAGAAUCAGACCUCGAGAAACACAAAGAAUCCCAGCGGAGAGAUUCAAGACUCAAAACUGAUAAAAGUGGCACUCAAAAGGAUGGUCAAGAGGACAUUAGAGGACAAAGAGAAAAAUCUGAGGGAUCUUUGGACCCGCUGGAGUCAAAACGACACCCAGGGCACGCUUCGUCCAGACGAUUUUCACAAGAGAGCAUCACAGAUCAAAGCAGCGCAAGAGAUCAAGACCACCAUGCUGCUUUCAAAUUUGGUCAGAAUACUGAACCUAACAAAAGUGCCAAGAACAAGGAAGACCAUGUUGACAUUGACCUCUCUCAGAGUUACCGAAAGCAGAUGGAGCAAAACAGACGUUUGCAUCAGCAGCAACAGCAGCGUGAGUCCGACAAACUUGACAAACCAGGAAGUCCCCAAGGAAGUGAAAUGGAGGACUUGGAGCAUCGCAGUCUUGUGCAUGAAGUUGGUAAGCCACCUGAGGACGUCACAGAUAAUUUUCCAUCUCACAAGUUAAAGAAACUCGACCAGUUUGACACAGACCCGGGGAUUAAGAGAGAGCGUGUCUACAGGAGCUUUAGACAAAAAAGUGAGGAUCCUGACUGGAACAACACCUCCUCUCCAGGACAUCAGCACUUCUCCCACCAUGCAGAUGAGGAUUUUGCGGAUGCUCCUCACAAAGAGUUGAGUAGAAAUGAUGAAAAAAUUCACCCAGAUCUGGAGCUGUUGGUCAAAAAGCCACCUAACGCACAGCUGAACAAGACAAACACGCCUUUGCUCAGUGUGGAAGAGGAGCAGCAGAAGAGAUGGGAGAUCAGAGUUAAACAAGACUUGUUGCCUGACCUGAACUUUUCUAGAAGUCUAAGUAAGAACAUUCACAAUCGCAAGCGUUUGGAAUAUGGAAUGUGGCCUGACUUGGAACCUGGGGAAGUACGAUCUGACUCUGAAGAGGACAGAGAGAACAAACCCGUCUCUCCCGUGCCCUCCACAUCCAUGCCUUUUUCUGAAAGGCCAAGGGUCGACAGGUUUUCAGACCCCAAGCUAGCACAUCUGGAAAGGAACAAAUUCUACUCCUUUGCACAGGACCAGACCAUCACACCUGACACAAAGGCUCUGCUUGAGCGGGCAAAAUCUCUCUCAUCCUCCAGAGAAGAUAACUGGUCAUUUUUAGAUUACGAUUCUCAUUUUGCAAGUUUCCGCAACAGAAAAGACACUGAAAAAGUAGAAGCAACACCACGACCUACGCCUUCCUGGUACAUGAAAAAGAAAAAGAAAAGCGGAUCUGAAGACAAACUGGAUGACAGGAAAGAGGAGCCGAAGCCCGAGGAACCGGAACGAAGGGAACUGUUUGCCUCCCGCUUCCUUCACAGCCCUGUCUUUGAGCUGGACUCUAGACGACUUCAACACUUGGAACGCAAACAUGAAGAACCUGAGCAUAACCAGCAACCUGCUCAGCAAGGGUCAGUAGACGGUGAACUGGACUCGGGGCCGGUUGUCCUCUUCCACAGUCGUUUUUUGGAACUGACACGACUCCAGCAGCAGAAGAACAAAGCUCAGCAGCCGCCAGAGGCCAAGGGAGACGCAGUGCUCACAGAUGAAACUAAAGUGGAAAAAGCCCCUGUUCAAGAGCAGCAAGUUGUACAGUUACCUGAAACCGCAGAAUCUAUCAUGGAGCCAGAAAUCAAACCCAUCAGUCCUGCUGAAGAACUGAUUCCUGAACCCCGACUCACACCUAAUCCUGUCCCCCAGCCUGUGGUCAAGGACUUCUCUCCAUCAGAAGAGAAAUGUGUUCCACUAAAUGCAGCCCCUGAUCCAAAUCCCCCGGUGGCUUUUGUAAAGGAAGAGGUAAAAGAAAUUGAACAUAUUGUGCCCAUUUACCACCCACCAACCGAGACGGCAUCAGAACCUGAACCUGCACCUGUAGCAGCAUCUGAACCUACCUAUCCAGUAAAUAGAUGUAAACUUUCUCCAUCUGAAAGGAAGGCAGAUACUGUUUCUGAGGAUGUAAAACCUCCAGUUACAGAACAGCCAGGCCGGCGGGAUUCUCACGAUGAAUUUGUUAGCAGUUCAGAGCCAGAGCUGGACUCUGAGACAACACAGCCAUCAGGGCCUGAAGUCAGCAGUCAGAUACUGCCCAGUUUUGUAGAGCAGGUGGAUGCCUUCAAAGCGAUUUCAGCUUAUAAAGAAGAGGCAGAACCCGAAGGGGAGAAGAAACUUGUGGUUAGUAAAGUGCAGAUGCCCAGUGACAAUGACACAAAUGAUGAACCAGUCUUAUCCCAGAAAGAGAAUAAAACAAAAGAAAUUAAAAACAAAAAGUGUAAACAGUUCCCUGUUCAAGUUGCUCCGGUUCCAGCAGUGUCUGCCUCUGGUUCUGAGAAACCAGCUACCCGCAAAAGUGAGCGCAUCGACAAAGAGAAGCUGAAACGUGGCUCGUCUCCGAGAUCUGAAUCAAAGUCCACAGCAAAGUCUCCCAUUCAUGGAUCAGAUCCUGACAUGUCGGAGCAGAGCAUAUCGUUAGGCAGAGCUCGGCGAAGAAAUGUUAAGUCUGUCUAUGCCACCCCUGUUGAAGAUGACGCACCAGUUCGCUCUGGAAAGGAAAUUACAGAGUCACCACGUUCUGCUCGAAAGCGAGGUACAGACAAAGAUGCAACACAGCAAAAUGCCGAGCAGGAUCCACCUGCUCCGACUCCUGUAGCUAAACGGGGACGUCCUCCAAAGAAUCGCAGACAAGGUGAGGAGAGUUCCAACGCUAAAGUAGACAAAUCUAAAAUGGACAAUAAAGACACGGAUUCAAAUGAAUCAGAAAGUGGUGAUCGAAUUCCAAGACUGUCAAAAGGGAAAACGUCUCCUCACGCCACAAAGGGUCCAUCAAAUCAGGUGUCCACAGCUGUAGCAUCUGCAUCAACUAGGAAGGGGGACAAAACUGAGGCAGCUGAUGACGACGAUCAGGAAAUGGAUUUUGCAGAUGAAGAUGCCUUGGCUUUGCAAGAUUCAUCAACUUCCUGUAAAGAUCCAUUGAUUAAAACUGACCAAAAGAAAGAGGAGAAGGACAAACAAGGCACAGAACAAGGAAAAGAGAAAGAUGUGCUCCAGGAGAAAGCUAGUGACGGGAAAUCAAAUGGGAAAGAGACGGAUUCCCUGGUCUUGGAGGAAAAAACAACCUUGGAAAAAGACAGGAUUGUUAGAGGAAAAACCAAGUCAACGAGGACUCCCAAGUCUCCUGUCCUUAAGAACCUCAAAAUCAAACUGAAUGUCACUGAGGUGAAAGAUUUCCUUCAGUUGGGUGAUGAAGAGAUCGGGAAUCAAGAAGAUUCAUCAAAAAAGUUAAGACCUGGUGACCACAGUGAUCAUGUCUCAAAGUGCACUAACGUUAACAAAGGAGGCUCCAACAAUGAAGAGAAGGAAAAUUCUGCUUUGGAAACACCAAAAAGCUUAAUUUCACAGGAGUUGGAAUUGGAACAGGCUGUAGAGAACAUUGCCAAACUUACAGAUCCGACUUUUCCAGCAGAACCACCAACACCACCUGUUCCACAUGCAGAUGUGAAAAGUGACCCAGAGGAAGAAAAACCUACCAAUCCUGCAAGUGAAACAGAACUCAUGGCUGCCAUUGACUCAAUCACAGCAGAGGAUGCGAGCGUGCCCUUAACCCCAGCACCUCCUCUGGCCGCAGAGAUCGGUUCAGAACCUGAGAUGCCAGACUUCAUUCAGCCUGUGAAGGAGGAAGAACCUGACACAAAUACGUCUGCUGUACAGGAGGAACCAGCCUUACCAAACACACAUAAGAAGGGUAUGAGGGGAAGACCAAAAACACCUAAACGUCCUAAAGCCCAAAAGCAAGUGAGAAAAGAUUUAAAGGAGGAUUUAAAAGAUGGACAUUCAGUGAGUGAGGAACUGACAGCUCCUGAUGUAAAGAUUGUGUCUGAGACGCCUCCAUCAGCAGCAACUGCUGCAGUUAUUACUCCCACUGCUUGGAAGCCAGAACCGGAGCUUUCAGCUGUAAAGGCCGCAGACGUAAACGCAGUGUCAGAGUCAUCGUCUGAAGAACAGAUUCAACAUCCCAAAUCUGUUUACCCUCAGUCUAAGAGUCCAAUUUGCCCAAAACCUCAACAGUUGCCACCUGAGUGCAUCUCCCCUUCUCUGUCCCCGCUAGCUAACAGGCCGAAUAUCAGACCCGUUCCAACAAGUAGAAUUCCGGUUUCUCCACCAGAUUGGUGCCACCAGUCUAAAGAUGCAGGCAUUUCCUCUACACCUGUCAUGCCGUUAGCAGCCAAGGAAAACCAGCCUUUGCCCUCAGACUCUGAAAACAUGGAUAUUGAUCAUGGCACAAGUGACUUGAGACAGAUUCUUAUGAAACACAAAACUAUUUCUCUGCCAGGAAGUAGUUCUGUUCCCAGUAAUCUGCCCAACCUUCGAGAUCAGAACCCAUCUGAAACUAAUGCUCAGCUCACAGCUGUUGUGCCAAAUAGGUCGCCACUCCCUGAUAGUAAAAUGCCAGCUCAUCCAGCUCCGCCUAUUGUUCGACCUCCAGCCUCACUGACGUCUCCCGAGACAAAGUCUGUUAUCUCUGUUAUUGCAUCCACACCGACCUCUGUUAUCAGCUGUGUUUGCAACCCUCCUGAGCAGGAGGACAAAGUGAACAUGAACAUUGGAAAUCCCUGUGUGGACAUGGCUCUACCCAAACCAACCUACAGGCCCAGCAAAGAUGAUAGUGGCUCAUACCACGGGCCGUCUGUUGGUGACGAGGGGGGAAGUGGGACACGCUUCAUUGUUGAGAGCCCCACUCUGGGUACUGGAUCCUGCUUAGGUCUGAGAGUAAACACAUCUGAAGGAGUGGUCGUGUUGAGUCACUCUGGCCAGAAAACAGAGGGACCUCAGAGGAUUAGUGCAAAGAUAAGUCAAAUCCCACAGGCAACAGCAGGUGAUAUGGAAUCUCAGCAGCUAGUGUCCAUGCCCCAGAUUAAACAGGAAAUGUAUGGUCACUCUCAGUCCGGACUUCAGAAGGGGCCUUCAUUGCAGACUGAUCACGGGCAUCCUGGGAAACCGCAGUCAGCUCUGUCAACUAUUAAACAAGAGAGUGCUGGAAUGGAAAAAAUGGAUUCUACUUACCAAUCUGGACCUCAAGGUGUAGUGAAGCGUCUCACGCAGGGCAACCAGCAAGUAAUGAGUUACCAUCAAGACUACAUGCCAUUAAAACAUCAAAAGAAAAUCGACAGCGCUGAUCCUCAUGGUACAGAUGGAACUAAACCACCUUGGACCUCUGCUGUAAGUCCAGCAAUAAGCCCUCAUUUGCCCUCUCCACCUGGAAACCAUGUAGGUUUUGUUACGGCACCUGGUGACAGACCUCCUUCGCAUCUCAGUGCGGUCAAACAGGAGCCAAGAUCCCCACGCAAAUCAGGCCACCCACACUCUCCAUUUACAAAAGUGUCCUCACCCAUAGGCUCCUCAUCACCCAAGGGCAUUCAAGUGAUGUUAUCCACUGGCCUUCCUGCCAUGCAACAGUUUAUAACUGGUGUGCAUCAUCCAGAGCAGUCAGUUAUCAUGCCGCCUCACAGUGUGCCUGGAGGCUUGGGACGGAUGUCUCCUCAUUGUGUCACGCAGUCACUUCAAGUGGGGCAUCUUGUCCAAGGAGAUGUACGGGUCAAUACUCCACCUCUCUCUGUGAUGAGCUACGGGAUUCAUGGUGACUCUCUUGCCUCUCCGUGGUCUGGUCCCAUGCAGCCACGGCCGACAUCACCCCAGGCUGUUGGCAGAGACAAGGUUCUCAAGGUAAACCCUGGUUCUUUGAGGGGUCAUGAGGGGGAACAGGAAGAAUCCAGACACUUCCACCAGACAGGAAGACCAUCUGCUGCCCAACUAAAACUGGAGACUCUGCAGUCAGAUCCUCGCGGGCCUUUGCGAGGUAGUGUCCAGUUGGAAACGUACAUGGCACAGAGAGACAUGCGUGUGCUCAUGCACCAACAGGGGGAGCGUUCCACCACAGACCCUCAUUCAGGACACAUUCAAGAGACUCUUCCCCCGUCCUUGUCUCCAAGAGCACAUGUUCUGCCUAAAGGUGUGUCUGAGAAGGAUCUAACAAAGUCAUUAGAAGCCAAGAGGCCACACUCUCCUCUUGCUAAGGAUGGAAUGAUGGGAAUCAGGCAAUCUGGGCCAGCAAUGGCGUCUCCCCAGAGAGUUGGGCUGAUGCCACCAGGACCUAGUGGCUCGUUUCAGGAGUACUCAGGGAUGUACUCCAACCCAAGAGGCAUCCAUUCUCAGAUACCAGAGACGACACCUGUUGGACAUGUCACGACAACUAUGGGUGCAGACCUCCAGACAAAACCAGACGGCAAGAUGACGCAGCCUGUUAAUAUGGUGCAGUUGCUCACGAAAUACCCCAUUGUGUGGCAAGGCCUGCUGGCGCUGAAGAACGACACGGCUGCAGUCCAGUUGCAUUUCGUCUGCGGCAACAAAGCUUUGGCUCAUCGAUCUCUGCCUCUACAAGAAGGAGGCGCGCUGCUGAGGAUUGUGCAGAGAAUGAGACUGGAGGCGUCGCAGCUGGAAAGCGUAGCCAGAAGAAUGACGGGAGACAGCGACUACUGCCUUCUUCUUGCUCUGCCAUGUGGGCGAGAUCAAGACGACGUCCUGAACCAAACCCAAGCUCUUAAGGCAGCGUUUAUUAACUACUUGCAGGCAAAGUUGGCUGCUGGUAUCAUCAACAUCCCCAACCCAGGUUCCAAUCAGCCUGCCUAUGUGCUACAGAUUUUCCCACCGUGCGAGUUUUCGGAGAGCCACCUAUCCCAGCUCGCCCCCGACCUCCUCAACAGGAUCUCCAGCAUCUCACCACACCUCAUGAUUGUCAUCACCUCUGUGUAACCUUCACUGCUGGGAACCGUCCCAUCCAUGGAUGUUCUCGCUGAUGCGCCUCAGGAAACCAGAGGAAUAUGAAAUUAGUUUUUUCCUGGACACAAUGGGAAUGUGUAGGAUUUACCCUAUCAACUCUUUUUGCUUUUUUUUUUCCAUCAGCCUUUUUUUUUUUUUUUUUUUCUUUGUCACUCCUGUCUGGUAUAUUUGUCCUUCUCAAAAGAACUCAGGGAUGGACCAAACCAGAAUGAGUCUUACUUGACCAUUUCUCUGCUGUAUUUCUAUUUAUUGGAGUUUUAUUUUAAUGUUCAGAGAUGCUCUGAAGAAAAAAAAAAAAAAAGAAAUCUGAAUUAGUGACCAUCUGGGUGGCCUGCUUCUUUCAUCUGUCGUUUCAUUGAUUGUCAUAUUGAUUUCCUCACAAGUGAGGAUCAUAGAAGCUGUUGUACCGCAGCGGCUUACAGGACAUUUCAUUGUGUAAUUUUAAAUAAUUCUGUACAGACUUCCUCGUCCAGGCUUUCUGUAGAGGAGGAACAGUUAACCUGUAAGACUAUGGAGACCCUGUCGAGGACCACAUUCGUUUAACAGCUCCUUUAAUUCCACCAGCUCUGCUCUUUUUUCUCACACUACUGAAGCAGUUACACCUCUGGCGCCUGCCUUUGCAUUGAACAAGCUACAGUAUAAUUUGGGAGUUUUUGAAUACAGGACUUUGUAAAUAUUUUAAAUAUUUAAACGUCAAUGGAACUUGGACAACCCGACAGAGACGUGAACUCUGGGACACACCAGAAUUCAAAGUGUGGAAAUUUAGAUGGAUCCUUAAUUUUUGGGUGUAAAUACUUGUAACACAAGAAGGUUGGCAGACUCCUGUGUUUGGAGUCUGCUGAUGGCACUUCAUAUUUUGUAACUCAAAUAAAACUCCAGAAAACAUGA